CAUUUGAUAUGCAUGUCUAAGACAUGCAUAUGCCUCCAACGACGUCGCAUAUUUGUGCUGAAGAACAAGAACAAGGAACAAGCGCCGCCCGUCAUGUCUCUACUCUAACUCGGAGUCACGGACAGUUUCCUACUCCCCAUCGAGAUGACGAUACCCUGCUCCAAAUUCUCAUUGUCUUCACACCCACGGCUCUGUCCUUCGGCUCCGGGCAUAGAUUCACGGCCCCUGACUGUUGGAAAAUCGAGACGUCAAGAGAAAAGAUAAUCAGUCACUGGGAAUACAUACGAUUCCUGCCCCCCCUCACACAGCUUCAUCAUCUCCAAAACGGGACGCAACCACCAAAUGUCAGGACUAUAUACCCUGCACCCGCAUCAGUUCUUGGUCAGGCUUUUUUCAUAUAAGAGAGGUAUUGGACUAUGAUUCG
Fusarium verticillioides 7600 is the source of this 424-nucleotide messenger RNA. RefSeq lists its product as hypothetical. The transcript has a single exon. The record is from RefSeq and is a predicted model, not a curated record. The coding region runs from base 24 to 401 and encodes 125 amino acids. NCBI's taxonomy places the organism in Eukaryota, Fungi, Ascomycota, Sordariomycetes, Hypocreales, Nectriaceae.